This is a messenger RNA of Egretta garzetta (little egret), 727 nucleotides long. Its product is annotated as C-C motif chemokine 5. Gene Ontology annotation, cellular component: extracellular region. Gene Ontology annotation, molecular function: chemokine activity; CCR chemokine receptor binding. The coding region runs from base 63 to 335 and encodes 90 amino acids. The record is from RefSeq and is a predicted model, not a curated record. Gene Ontology annotation, biological process: G protein-coupled receptor signaling pathway; positive regulation of ERK1 and ERK2 cascade; inflammatory response. The transcript has 3 exons. Lineage: Eukaryota; Metazoa; Chordata; Aves; Pelecaniformes; Ardeidae.
CCAGACACAGGAGGAGUCUGCUCUGGUCCUGCCUCUGCCCUUGCAGCCCAUCUCUGUCCAUAAUGAACACCUCCGCAGUGUACCUCUCCAUCGUCCUUGUGGCUGUCCUCUUUUCUCAGGCCUCUCCUGCUCCAAUUGGGGCUGACACAACAGUGUGCUGCUUCAGCUACGCCUCACGAAAGCUGCCCCAGAAUCAUGUGAAGGAUUAUUUCUACACCAGCAGCAAGUGCUCUCAGCCAGCGGUUGUGUUCAUCACCAGGAAGGACCGGCAGGUCUGUGCCGACCCCGACGCCAGGUGGGUGAAGGAAUACGUGAAUGCCCUGGAGCUGCAGUGAGCGCUGGGAGCUGAGGGGUCUCUGCCCCGAGAAACCCUGCAAGACCAUCCAGCAGAGCCUUGGCACAGACCUAGAAAUCCUGCUGCUGAGUUCCAGGGCCUGCUGAGCCCCUGCGGGACCCCUGAAGUUCCUUUUGUCCUGCAAAGGUGCCAUUUAUCCACGAUAAUUUAGCCACCCUUACAGGCAUCUGUGAUGCUGGGCACCUCCUGGCUUUGCAGACCUGUCGCGGCAUAGCCUGGUGUGUGACACGUGGCUAAAGAUAGUGCCUCUUGCUAGAAUGAGAGGGGGAUUUUACCCCUAGAGCUAUUUGUGAGAAGUGGUCUGGAAAAAUGAGGUAUGAGUGCUGCCAGGUAAACCCAGGCUUCCAGGGCAGCCGGCUGGAUUUUGCCGUG